CACCACGUUCCUGCAUCAUCGACAAGGACGAGCUGAAGGACGGACUGCGCGUGCUCAUCCCCAUGGACGACAAGCUGUUGUACGCGGGCCAUGUGCACACUGUGCACUCCCCGGACAUAUACCGUGUGGUCGUGGAGGGUGAACGAGGGAACCGACCCCACAUCUAUUGCCUGGAGCAGCUGCUACAGGAAGCGAUCAUUGACGUGCGGCCAGCCUCAACGCGCUACCUGCCACAAGGGACCAGGAUUGCCGCCUACUGGAGCCAGCAGUACCGCUGCCUGUACCCCGGCACUGUGGUCCGAG
Messenger RNA from Dipodomys ordii (Ord's kangaroo rat), 303 nucleotides. RefSeq names its product trinucleotide repeat-containing gene 18 protein-like. Lineage: Eukaryota; Metazoa; Chordata; Mammalia; Rodentia; Heteromyidae. The transcript is spliced from 3 exons. The annotation marks the transcript as partial. The record is from RefSeq and is a predicted model, not a curated record.